Molecule: messenger RNA, 375 nt
Organism: Penicillium argentinense
Lineage: Eukaryota; Fungi; Ascomycota; Eurotiomycetes; Eurotiales; Aspergillaceae
Exons: 1
Coding region: 1-375 (124 amino acids)
Source: RefSeq, a predicted model, not a curated record
AUGCAGUCUCGACCCAACACCCAGACUAGCGGGUCCAGCAGUGCACAGCACGGCGAUUUCGAUUCGCCCAGUCCUCGAUCAGAGAUCAUCUUCGCAAGGCGACGCCUGCUCAACCUUGAGGAGUGCACAGUUCGCGGGCGCAGCACCCCACGCCCUGCCCCUCCCGGGUUGACUGUGCCCCUGUCCGGUGGAUGCGUUCAUGUGCCCAUUGAGCUCGAUAUGCACGGUGGCUCAUUCAAUCACCAACUCAGCAGAGGCGUCUGCACUGGUAGCUCUGCGUCGUGCUGUGGGAUCCUCGGCUCGCUCCACCCGGUGAUUGAGAUCGAGACUGCUUACCCUCCCGGUCCAUUGAUGCAGACGAGCGAAAGUUUAUGA